CUGAUAUAAAUACCGCCCAACAAGCUUUGGAAUAUGUGUUUCAAAUUAGGGACAGUAACUGUGGGUUGGGAACUGGGGAAGUCCUUCCCCUUCAGUUUGACGUCAAGGCGUGGAACCAGUAUACGGAUCCUGCUAUAAGAACAGCCAAUUUCUUAUCAAAAAUCCUUCAAAUCAAUGAUGGAACAUUGGAUUCGCUUACAGACGAAACAUUCUUUCUUCUUGUUAGAAACAAUGUUCAUGGAGAUUCGUUAAUCUUUGGAUCUGCUAUUGCUAUUGAAAAUGGUGUUUACAGUAAAUAUAACAUAUUCUGUCCCUAUGCAUACAAGAAAAAUAACACAGUGCGGUCACAUGAUAUAUCAAUCAAUUACAAUUACCUUGAUCCGACAACAGAAUGGUAUAACAGUGUCAAGAUCAAAAACUGGAGUAACGUUACUAUAGCAAAAGAUGGUAUUCAGUACAGACAAGAUAAUAGUCUUCUCCCUGAAGUACAAGAGGAAUAUCCCAUUGCCAAGCUUGCUGAUGGACAUUGGACGAAUCCAUAUUACGACUGUGGGGGCGGUGACAUAUGGAUGGUUACAUACUCAUCUCCUAUAUUUAAACUGACCAAUGGCGUUGCACAUUUUCAGGGUGUAGCAACCAUAGAUAUAGAGCUGACAUACAUUGACAUAAACCAAUGUGACAUUGACGUGGACGCCACGUCAUCGGGCCUUGACGUCUUUCGUGGCACACACAAAUGUCAAAAAACUACCAAGUGUGUUCCAGUGACAGGUAUGGGAUUCGUGCCCGGGGCUUACAACUGUUUCUGCAAGGAUGGGUUUUAUUUCUCAGACAAGUCCAAAUCAGUACAAGCGUACACUGGCAAGGAGAUAGAAGAGUAUUUCAGACAGACUGGUAACAUAGAAGAUGGACUAUUUCAAUGUGUUGUCUGUGCUGAGGGAUGUGACACGUGCGUUGACGAUUCCCCGUGCUUGUAUAGUAGAAAUGAACCGUUGAUGAUUACACUUUUAAUUCUAGAUUUAUUAACUGUUGCCGGGAUCAUAGGGAUUGCUAUUGCUACAUACUUGUAUAGAAUCGAAUUGGUGAUAAAGUCGGCCAGUCCUAUAUUUCUCGAGUUGAUGUGUCUGGGCGGAUUAUUUAUAUGUGUACAGUUUUUCGUUUAUUAUACUGAUGCGUCACAUAUAGUGUGUAGUGUCAGGAUUUGGCCUCGUCAUCUUGGAUUCUUCAUUAUGUAUGGUUCACUCAUAUUGAAAACAUGGAGAAUAUCUAUGAUUUUCUCUGUUGGAACUCACAAACGUGUUCGCCUUCCCGAUCAGGUGCUUUUACAAAGGUUUGCACUUAUGAUUCUUCUUACAAUCGCCAUUUUGUGCGCAUGGAACGCUAGUCAGCCACCGGAAGUUGAAACGUUCAAGACGUCUGCUGACUUGAAAUUUCAUGUAUGCAACUUUGGCCCGUGGGAAUAUGCAGUAAUGGGAGUUGAGAUCAUAUUGUUAUUGUACGGCGUAUACUUAUGUUUCACCGUUAGAAAAGCCCCAGCACACUUUAAUGAGAGUAAACAUAUAACAUGGGCUGUUUAUAACGCAAUUAUUCUUGGCAGUUUUAUGUCAUUCAUGUCACGAACAUUAAUUUCAGUCAUUGGUCCUGAUAUGAUGUUGUUAAUACAGUUUGCUCAACUACAGGUGUACGCUACAGUCACACUCCUUAUUUUAUUUGUGCCUAAGUUUAUGGCAAUCAAGAAAAGGUUGGAUAUCGAGCUACCUAACCCAGGAAUGGCGACAACACAUCAAACUAUACAGACUGUUACUGGACGUAUAAAGAAAAGCCAGAUUUCUCCACUACCAGCUAUACUGAAGGCGCAUGCAACAACACAAACGCAAUGGGACUUUUAG
This is a messenger RNA of Ruditapes philippinarum (Manila clam), 1886 nucleotides long. Its product is annotated as metabotropic glycine receptor-like. The record is from RefSeq and is a predicted model, not a curated record. Gene Ontology annotation, biological process: G protein-coupled receptor signaling pathway. Gene Ontology annotation, cellular component: membrane. The transcript has 12 exons. Gene Ontology annotation, molecular function: G protein-coupled receptor activity. NCBI's taxonomy places the organism in Eukaryota, Metazoa, Mollusca, Bivalvia, Venerida, Veneridae. The annotation marks the transcript as partial.